UCUUCAAAUGACCCACCCCUUUUAAAUACCUCUCCUUACACACUCUUGUUGCAAAACGCAAAUCCCCAAACCAAAACUUUUGUGACUUACACACAAACACGCACUCCCUUAUAACUAUCUCUGUCUCCGAGCCAUGUGCCAGUUAUCAUCUCCCUCCACUCUGUGUGAAAGCAAUGAGGGCCAUCCAAACAUGCCCCCAACCAAAAUUCAUGAGGAGCCUGACAUGUUCGUCCUUUUGAUCCCCAAACCCCCAACAACAACAACAUUCUUCGAACAAGGCCAAAAUAACCAAAAGCCCCAUAAAACCCAUUUUUCCCUCGCCCUCGACGAAGUCAAAUGCAUAGCCAACAUAGCAUUACCCAUGGUGCUAACCGGGUUACUACUCUAUUCUCGCUCCGUAAUCUCCAUGCUCUUCCUCGGUCGCGUCGGUGAGCUCGCCUUAGCUGGUGGCUCUCUCGCCAUUGGAUUCGCCAACAUCACGGGCUAUUCUAUUCUCUCGGGCCUCGCCAUGGGCAUGGAGCCCAUUUGCGGCCAGGCUUUCGGGGCCAAAAGGUUCAAACUUUUGGGCCUCGCGAUGCAGAGGACAAUGGUCUUGCUUCUUCUAACUUGUGUUUUUAUAUCAUUCUUGUGGUUCAACAUGAAGAAAAUAUUGGUCCUGUGUGGCCAACAAGAAGACAUCGCCACCGAAGCUCAAUCUUUCAUACUAUUUUCAAUUCCCGAUCUUGUAGCACAAUCAUUGCUACACCCUUUGAGAAUCUACUUAAGAAGUCAAUCUAUAACCCUGCCUCUCACAUACACUGCCUCUCUGUCUAUUCUCCUUCACGUCCCCAUCAACUACUUCCUUGUCUCUGUGCUUAAGCUUGGAAUCAAAGGCAUUGCCUUAGGCGCUGUUUGGACGAAUUUCAACCUCGUCUUUUCGUUGAUUCUCUACAUCUGGGUCUCCGGCGUAUACAAGAAAACAUGGCCCGGUGUUUCGUUGAAGGGCGUCUUCAGCGGUUGGAAAUCGCUUUUGAAUCUUGCAAUUCCAAGUUGCAUUUCCGUUUGCCUGGAGUGGUGGUGGUACGAAAUCAUGAUUUUACUAUGCGGGUUAUUGAUUAAUCCCCAAGCAACGGUUGCAUCAAUGGGUGUUCUGAUUCAAACCACUGCUCUGAUAUACAUUUUCCCAUCUUCCCUAAGCUUUGCCGUUUCCACACGUGUUGGAAAUGAACUGGGUGCGGAGAAUCCCAAAAAGGCAAAACUUGCAGCCCUCGUGGGGUUAUGUUUCAGUUACGGUUUGGGUUUCUCGGCUUUGUUUUUCGCAGUUUCGGUGAGGCACGUGUGGGCUUCGAUGUUCACAAGUGACGCGGAGAUCAUUGCUUUGACAUCGAUGGUGUUGCCCAUCAUUGGACUAUGUGAACUUGGAAAUUGUCCGCAAACAACGGUUUGCGGCGUUUUGAGGGGAACCGCAAGGCCCAAGUUGGGAGCGAAUAUAAAUUUGGGUUGCUUCUAUCUAGUGGGAAUGCCCGUUGCGGUGAGGUUGAGUUUCUUUGCCGGCUUUGAUUUCAAAGGCUUGUGGCUUGGUUUAUUGGCAGCUCAAGCCUCUUGUAUGUUCACCAUGCUAAUUGUGUUGGCUCGAACCAAUUGGGAGGGUCAAGUUCAAAGAGCCAAAGAACUCACAUCAUCGUCUGAUUCUAGUGAGGAGGAGGAGGAACAAGAUCAGAAAUGCUUGUUCAGUUCGGGCGCCACAAAGGAAUGCUCUCAUUCUGAUUCAUUAGUUUGAUCGAUCAUCAUUGCAGUGACGUCACGUUGAUUCUUUUAUAUUUUUGCAUUCAAGCUAGAUUUUAUAACAUGAAAUUGAUUCUUUCUAGAUUGUCCUAAUUUUAAUUGUACAUUCCGGAGAAGAGGCAGAGCAUAAACGCAUGCAUUCAUACAAAGAAGAAAUAAAAAAUAAAAACACAAAGGAAUGCGUUUUUGUUUCUGUUUUGAUUCAUUAAUUAAUUACAUGGACAUGAUGAUGGCAGUUCUAGUUAAA
Glycine soja is the source of this 2011-nucleotide messenger RNA. RefSeq names its product protein DETOXIFICATION 49-like. The transcript has a single exon. The record is from RefSeq and is a predicted model, not a curated record. NCBI's taxonomy places the organism in Eukaryota, Viridiplantae, Streptophyta, Magnoliopsida, Fabales, Fabaceae. The coding region runs from base 134 to 1759 and encodes 541 amino acids. Gene Ontology annotation, biological process: xenobiotic detoxification by transmembrane export across the plasma membrane. Gene Ontology annotation, molecular function: xenobiotic transmembrane transporter activity; antiporter activity. Gene Ontology annotation, cellular component: membrane.